UACUCGUAUGCAUAUUCGGGAUAAGAUAAAACUGCACACUUGCACAACUUCACACCGGCUCAACACGCACAUACGCAGCUGUAACGAUUCUAAUCGAAAAGCACGCGAGCGCGAGGCACAUACGAGGCACUCAGGCACGAGCAGACACGAGCACAAGGCAAACGCAUGGGAAAAUUUGCGAUAGAGUCACAACUGACAUCUCUGCGUCAAUUACUCACAAUGUGGCGCACGAUCAUCUUCGUAAUUUCUGUUGCAGUGACAAUUGCGCCAACGAAUAGCUGUAUCGAAAGACGCCGAUCAAAAGAAAAUGGAGAUGAUGAUGGAUAUUAUUGCGUCUGCAAUGCGGUAUAUUGCGACGAAGCUCCAAACGCGAUUAAGCCAUUCAAUCCUGCCGAAUAUGUCCUGAUAACAUCGAGCAAAAGUGGUCUAUUUUUUAAUGUAUCAAAUGGCGUAUAUGAAAAUGUUGAGGAGACUGACCAAGAAACUGUAAAAUCAUCUCCGCUGGGAAAGAUCACUAUAAAUCGAACGGAUGUAUAUCAAACAAUUCUUGGAUUUGGUGGAGCUGUGACCGAUUCAGUAGCUAUAAAUAUUCACGAUCUAACGCAUGAGACAUCUGACCACUUAAUGAGAAGCUACUUUGGCCCACGUGGUAUCAAUUACCAUUUUAUCAGAACACCAAUGGGUGGCUCGGAUUUUUCAACGAGACCUUACACCUACGCGAUGGUAGAGAACGACACUUCGCUUCACUACUUCGAAUUACAGACAGAGGAUUAUGUUUACAAGAUACCGACAAUAAAGCGAGCUCAAGAAUUAAACAAUGGAAAAAUUAAAUUAUUAACUCUACCCUGGAGCGCCAGUCCUUGGAUGAAAACUAAAAACUCUUGGACGAAUAAUUGUAAAUUACGUCCGGAAUAUCGACAAGUGUGGGCAGAUUAUUUCGUGAAAUAUUUUGAGGCUUAUCGUCGUAACGGUUUAGAAUUCUGGGGUACAACAUGCCAGAAUGAACCAGAAAAUCACAAGUAUAUUCCGUUUGCUCAUACUAAUGGGAUGGCGUUGACAGCAGAGGAAGAGCGUGAUUGGAUUAUAGAACACUUGGCGCCAACUCUGAAGAAGAACGGUUUCGAGCACAUCAAGAUCUUUAUAUUGGAUGAUAGCAGGCUGUCGCUUCCUGAUUGGACAAAAACGGUAUUUCAAGACCAGAAAGCAAGAGAUAUUAUUUCGGGAACCGCGAUCCACUUUUAUCUCGAUGAUUUAAUCGGCCCAAGUGUCUUGGAUGAAAUAAAACAGCUUUUUCCAGAGAAGUUACUGAUGUACACAGAAGCUUGCGCUGCAGCUUUCGAAGAAAAAGACAAAAGCGUAAUGCUGGGUUCGUGGAAACGAGGUGAGUUGUACGCAAUAAAUAUCAUUGAGAGUAUGUCGCAUUGGGUGUCCACUUGGAUCGACUGGAACAUUGCUUUAAAUACGAAUGGUGGACCUAACUAUGCCGGAAAUAACGUUGAUUCUCCGAUACUAGUCAACAGCACUGCCGAUGAAUUCUACAAGCAACCGAUGUUCUAUGCUCUUGGACAUUUUUCAAAGUAUGUCCCACCUAACAGCGUGAGAAUCGGUACAACAUCGGAGAAUACUGAGGGAAUUCAAAAUAUUGCGUUUUCUACGCCUGACGGCGGCGUCGUAUUAGUGAUUUUAAAUCUAAACGAAGAAGAGAAAGAAAUUCUGAUCAUUGAUCCGAAGAAAGGAACAACAAGGAUAAAUGUCCUUGGAAAGUCCAUAAAUACCAUGAAAUACUGGUAGAUAUGUAGCGAAAAUACAAAAUCCGCCGUAUAAUGUGUCGAUAAGUAUACACGGCACGUGUAAGAUGUUAACACUUCAAUCAUUUUAGUUUUUUAAACUUCAUUGUCACAAUAUAUCUUGCUGAAGUAUAUAUGGCGAGUUUAAUCUAUUUUAAGAAGAAUCAUUAAGUGUGUGUGUGUCAUGAAAUAAUUUAGUUA
Temnothorax curvispinosus is the source of this 1988-nucleotide messenger RNA. RefSeq names its product glucosylceramidase-like. Gene Ontology annotation, molecular function: glucosylceramidase activity. Bases 166 to 1791 code for a protein of 541 amino acids. Gene Ontology annotation, biological process: glucosylceramide catabolic process. The transcript has 10 exons. The record is from RefSeq and is a predicted model, not a curated record. NCBI's taxonomy places the organism in Eukaryota, Metazoa, Arthropoda, Insecta, Hymenoptera, Formicidae.